GAUUAUAAAGAACCUGCCAGACACUGUCGGGUUCUACUCAGUCCCUGAAAGGUCUACCAUGCUGUUGUUGGUCGUAGCUCUCAUCGUCCCUGCCCUCGGGGCUCGCCCAGGAUUCACUUCUACCGGAAAUCUGGAGUGGAGGGACUGCGGUAUCGGUGACUCCUGGAUGUCGGUGAAGAAGUUUGAUAUCAGCCCCAACCCCGUGGUGCUGCCGGGAGACAUCACUGUAACCCUGGAAGGAGAAAUCACACACGAUCUCGCUAACCAGGUCACUAUGGACGUUCUCAUGGAGAAGAAACUGCUCGGGACGUUCAUCAAGGUGCCCUGUACCACUACUGGUGGUUCAGUUGGCACAUGCCACUACACGGACCCAUGUCACUGCCUGAACUUCUUCAAGCACAGCGGAACGUGCCCUCCCUUUCUGACGGCUAAUGGCCUCCCAUGCACCUGUCCCUUCAACCCCGACAAGCUUAGUCUACCGGCCUCCAAGUUCACCGUCACUGGCAUCAAUCGUGCCUGGAAAUUGGUGUUAGAGGAUAGCGAAUACCACGUGAAGAUCACCGUGAACGAAAAGCCCAGUGGUCAACUUCGUGGUUGCUUAGAGGUGUACCUAAAUAUCAAUGUCAAGCAAUGAGUCCAGUCGGAUACAUGUGUUUAGAUUUGUUUGAGUGGCAUUUUAGAAGUUGAGACGUACAAUAUAUAAC
Molecule: messenger RNA, 704 nt
Organism: Haliotis rubra (blacklip abalone)
Lineage: Eukaryota; Metazoa; Mollusca; Gastropoda; Lepetellida; Haliotidae
Product: ganglioside GM2 activator-like
Exons: 4
Coding region: 59-634 (191 amino acids)
Biological process (GO): lipid transport; ganglioside catabolic process
Cellular component (GO): cytoplasmic side of plasma membrane
Molecular function (GO): lipid carrier activity; enzyme activator activity
Source: RefSeq, a predicted model, not a curated record